Anopheles funestus (African malaria mosquito) is the source of this 687-nucleotide messenger RNA. Its product is annotated as ADP-ribose glycohydrolase OARD1-like. The record is from RefSeq and is a predicted model, not a curated record. The transcript has a single exon. Gene Ontology annotation, biological process: peptidyl-glutamate ADP-deribosylation. Bases 37 to 609 code for a protein of 190 amino acids. NCBI's taxonomy places the organism in Eukaryota, Metazoa, Arthropoda, Insecta, Diptera, Culicidae.
UUCUUUCUAUACGUAUUUCUCCAACAUUCUGACUCCAUGACACUUUCUAUUUUCUUCCGUACUGUAGUCGGUUCCGUCAAACAGUUUUCUGUACCUGUAUUCAACAGUAAUCUCCGGUCAGCUGCUUGUGCGCCAAAAAAGACAUUCGCAUUCUCUGCAGCCAUGGCAAACUGUGUGCGCGAAAUCGAAGGUGACCUCUUUAGCGCUCCCAAGGACCACUCGCUGGCACACUGCGUGGCCGCUGAUCUAAAGAUGGGCGCAGGCAUCGCGGUCAGGUUCAAGCAACUGUACGGCAAGGUGGACGAACUUAAGGCACAAAACGUUGGUGUCGGUGGAGUGGCCAUGUUGGCCGAUGGGUCGCAGCGAUACGUUUACUAUCUCAUUACCAAAAAAACUUACAACCUGAAACCUACGUACGAUGAUCUGACCAAGUCAUUGCAGGCCAUGAGAGAGCAUAUGGCAAAGAAUGGUGUCGAAAAGUUGGCCAUUCCUCGCAUUGGGUGUGGUAUCGAUGGACUCGAGUGGAACAAAGUGAAAGACAUCCUGAACAACGUUUUCGGUGAGAGUGGUUCGUACGAAAUCGUCGUCUAUAAUUUUGUACCGAAAUGAUCGUUUUGCUGAAACGCUCCACACCGAAUGUUCCUUACGUGUGAAGAAUACUCAAGCAAAUUAGUAAUAAAAGACAGA